Leguminivora glycinivorella is the source of this 2295-nucleotide messenger RNA. It is a transcript of the gene os, whose product is annotated as amino acid transporter AVT1D-like. Gene Ontology annotation, biological process: L-alanine transport; amino acid transmembrane transport. Bases 137 to 1510 code for a protein of 457 amino acids. Gene Ontology annotation, cellular component: vacuolar membrane. The transcript has 9 exons. Gene Ontology annotation, molecular function: L-alanine transmembrane transporter activity; L-proline transmembrane transporter activity. The record is from RefSeq and is a predicted model, not a curated record. NCBI's taxonomy places the organism in Eukaryota, Metazoa, Arthropoda, Insecta, Lepidoptera, Tortricidae.
AAACGUUAGCGCCAGUUUGGAAUUAAGCCUCGCUCGGAGUGGAAGUGUGCGGACCGUCGUCGACCAGUGCGUGUAACAGAGGUACAUUACGGAAGCCGUAUAAUCUAAGGGGCUCACGUAUCUAUACCGUUUAUUGAUGGACAGGAAAUUGGUUUCAGGAACGGGUAAGAUGGCGACAAAGAAAGCUCCAGAACCGAAAUCUUCGACGAGCACAGCCGACGCUACUGAGUCGACGCCUCUGGUCGCCAAAAAUGGACCAGAAGACCCAACAGGGCGCGAGGAUGGCGGCGGUCUGUCCAUGAAGCAGACUGUCCUGCUUAUAGCUGGAGAAAUGGCUGGCAGCGGAGUCCUGGCUCUACCAAGAGCGCUCGCUAGAACUGGAUGGUUCGGUGUUCCUGUGAUCAUCCUGAUGUGCGUGAUCGCGGCGUUCAGCGGCAAGAGGCUGGGCGACUGCUGGACCAUGAUCGAGGCUCGCGACCCCAAGAUGAGGAGCAGGCAGCGCAACCCUUAUGCCAUCAUAGCCGAACAGUCAUUAGGAAAAACUUGGAGUGUGGUGGUGUCAUGCGCUAUGAUGGUGACUCUGUUCGGCGCGUCGGUGGUGUACCUGCUGCUGGCGGCGCAGAUCAUCGAGCACGUGUUCCUGGCGCUGCUGCCCACCAUCACCAUCUGCGUGUGGUACCUCAUCGUGGCCGGCGCCAUGACGCCGCUCCUACUCUUUGCCACGCCCAAAGACUUUUAUUUCACGGGUGUGAUUGCCUUCGGCUCUACCGUUGUUGCGUGCGUGCUGUACUUCAUCCAGAUGAUGAACGACGUGAGGCCAUUCGUUUUCCGCUACGGCCUCCACGGGUUCCAAGAGUUCUUUCUGGCUCUCGGAACUAUCAUGUUCGCCUUCGGAGGAGCCUCUACGUUCCCCACUAUACAAAACGACAUGGCUGAUAGAUCGAAGUUCAGUAAAACUAUCCAGUACAGUUUCGGAGCUAUCUUGCUCCUGUACCUGCCCAUCGCCAUUGCCGGUUACGCCGUGUACGGUGAGGCGGUGUCGCCCAACAUCGUGACGUCACUCUCCUCCACCCCGCUCACCCUCGUGGCCAACGUGCUCAUGGCGGUCCACCUUGUGUUCGCGUUCAUCAUCAUCAUCAACCCCGUCUGCCAGGAGGUCGAGGAGUUGUAUGAAGUGCCUAGAGAUUCUGCCGGCUGGCGCCUGAUAGUACGGCUGUCGAUUAUGGCCGCGAUUCUGUUCAUCGGUGAGAGCGUGCCGCGGUUCUACACGAUCCUGGCGCUGGUGGGCGGCACCAGCGUCGCGCUGCUCACGUUCAUCCUGCCUGCCUACUGCUACCUGAAGCUAGUGGAGCAGGCGCCGGCGGACCAAGCAGUGAGCCAGCCGGGCUGGAUGAAAAUGGCUUGCUGGCAGGUGAUCGGCGUGGGCGUGGUGGGCGGCAUCAUCGCCACCUACAGCGCCGUCAGCGCCAUCUUCAGCACGGCGCAAGCAACCCCGUGCUAUCUACGAUAAUCACCUUUGAUGUUAAACCGAGCGAAGUCUAGACGGAACGGCAUUUCGCAAUCGAGCUCUUACGGCAUUUUACCAACCGAUUGGUCGUACCUCAAUGAAACAAUGUAACAAAAAUCGCAUAAUAUUAAUUACGUGCUAUCAUUUUCUUAUACCGUUAUUUAGAACGCAUUUGUUUGCUUCAUUCUCGUAAAUAUAAAUGUCAAACUAGAGUGAGACAGGAAAAUGUGAGAUAACUGUUAUAUUGGAAAGGUUUUUCGGGGCAGUCGUUCGCUUUCGUCUAUAAAUCGUUGCGAUGUUAUAUUACUUACAUUAAUUGUGAUUUAAUGCUCGUUUACUAAUAAAACUAUGAAUUGCAGAAAAUUAUGAUAAGACUAAGAAUAUAAAAUCAGAAACUUUUGACAGCUGUAGGCAAUGAAGAGGCACAGCGGGGAGGAGCAGGCAAGUGUCUAAGCAUGUCACUGUCAUUCAUAUGUGAGAGAGAGAAAAAACAUAUCUUCUCGCUCUCAUGUAUGAAAUUCUUUAUCUGAGCAAUGCAAGUGCAAUGAACUAAUAGGGUGGCGCCAUCUGUCAUAACCUUUGAGUGUACCUCCUCAUUGUGGUAGCUUUUUAAUAAUUAUUAUGUUUUUAAGAACGUAGAUACUAAGGUUGCGUCAUGUGUUUGCACCCGCCAUUAGGCUGAAUUUCUACUUAAGUUAACAUAGCUAACAUAGAUAUAUUAAGUGUAUACAUACUUUGUUAUAUUAGUCAUAUUUUAUUAAUCAAUAAUAUUAAAUACGUUUCCUCCA